Lingula anatina is the source of this 4035-nucleotide messenger RNA. RefSeq names its product regulating synaptic membrane exocytosis protein 2-like. NCBI's taxonomy places the organism in Eukaryota, Metazoa, Brachiopoda, Lingulata, Lingulida, Lingulidae. Gene Ontology annotation, biological process: intracellular protein transport; exocytosis. The record is from RefSeq and is a predicted model, not a curated record. Gene Ontology annotation, cellular component: membrane. Gene Ontology annotation, molecular function: small GTPase binding.
UGAGGCUGCCAGCGACCGCAAGUGGCUGAGAUUGUUUUAAGUCUGUGCAAAGAUAUCUGUGAGUCAACGUGAUAACCGCGGUGUCGUUACGGUUGAUUUCUUGCGCACAAUUAAGCCCAGAGGAUACAGAUCAAAUCAUCAAGUUUGAAGGAGAGCGAGUGGAAUAUUUGCAGUUUAAAAAGAUCAGCAGUCGACAUGUUUCAGGGAUUGUUGCGCAAGGUAGUUAAAAAGGGCAGCACGGUGCCUGAGCAGCCUGAGGAAGUGGCCAGAAUACCAGGGGCUCCGCCGUCACCAGCUCUCAGCCACCUCAACCGUGAUGAAAUGGAGAAGCUCACAGAAGUGUUCAGAAGGCAAGAAGAAAUGGAGAAACUAGAGCAAAAAAAUAUCAAGAAAUUAAUGUCAGAGCUAGAGGCAUUCGAAAAAAGUGUGAAAGAAUUAGCGGCUAGCAAAAGCGGGUCUAAAGCUCUAGACAUGCGACUUUGCAAACUGUGCUACAAGACAAAGUUUGCCGAUGGCAUAGGCCGAAUUUGCCAGCAUUGCCAAAAGCGUGUAUGCAGCAAAUGUCGACAAUACCUGAAACCGACCUGGAACACAAAAAAACAUAAGUUUACCAAAGGUCGCUGGGUUUGUAAUCUAUGCUCUAUCAAAUGGGAAGUGAUGUGCAAGACGGGACUAUGGUACCAUGGACCAGAGACAAUUGGUAAUAAGCCGGCUGGUGCCUUCUUUGGGAAACUCCAGCGAGAAUGGUGUUUAUCUGUAACGGAUGGGGAUUCCCAAAUGGAUUCCGACUCCUCUGUGUGUCGUCGGGGCAGAAACAACGAGUCUGCAGUCACAGAUUCCGAAAUGCAUACAUGCAACCAAACGCCCAAUGAACAACAUCGUCGGCGCAGCACUCCCAACGACGGAGAGUCCCGUGACCGCCGCCGUCGACUGCAGCGUCAAAGUAACAGGACGGCAGUUGUAGCACCUACAGAAUCCUAUUCAGACUCAGACACCGGGCAAGAUCGUGAUCGACUACGUACGAGAAGACGCAUGACGCUUGACUCGUAUGGCAGGCUAAACAAUGAUGCACGUAGCAAAAUCAGAACACAUUUUGAACCCAGCGAUAACUCCGAUUCCGACACACUUGAACAAAACUGCAGAUUUAGGAAAAAAGAAGGAAGUCAUGCCAAUGGAGAAUUUACCAUAAAUGUGCUGGACAAUGUGAGGAAGAAGUUAGAAGCUAAUGUCAGACCUAGUUCAGAUUCAGAAACUGGGCACACCCAAAGCCACGUCCUACCUAGGAAGCGGGUGUCGUCUAUCGCAAACGGUGAAUUGAUUUUUAAUGAAUGGAACAAGGCAAGGCAUAAUUUACGCAUAGGCGAGAAGCAUAAUACCGAGGCUGGUGUAAAGCACAGGCGUCGCUUACUUGGGGUGGCAUCAGACGAAGAUGAAGAAUUUAGGGGUAUCGAAUCCAAUCACAGAGAUUCAGUGAGAAAUGAUGUUGGAGAAGUGCGUAACAAUGGGGGCCAGAGGCAGGCGCUUCUUCUUCAUCUCCAAUCUCCCAUCACCGCUGAAGUGGAUGGCGACGUUUUCAGUAAAAUGUCCAGCUUUCACGUUGAUGUUAGAAACUCCAUUAGACACUCGUCUGGACGACAGGAAAGCAGAUCAACAGAGUCGACAACUCAAGCCUCUUUAAGCCACCCGAGGACAAUGGCCAAAGUCGCUCCAUUCAGUAGAGAGGUACCACAUGGCGCCAAGGAAGGCGAAAGGGGGCGGCGCCAGCUCCCUACUCUGAACAUUAUUCCAAAUAUUGAUGUUUCUUUGAUGGGAGAGGUUUUGCAAGUAACCUUGCAAAGAUCCAGUGAAGAGGCCAUUUGCAGCAACUUUGGUUUCGGCGUGCGAGUUGUCGGCGGCAAGAUAAGUGAGAAUGGAAUACUUUACGCAUAUAUUGCGAGAAUCGUUGCCGGUAGUCCUGCUGACGUGGAGGGUAACGUUUCAGUAGGGGAUGCAGUUCUGGAAUGGAAUAACCAGUCCCUUAUUAAUUUGACGUUUGAAGCUACUCAACAGAUCAUCCACUCCUCAUACGUUCAGGAAAGUGUUCAUCUCCUUAUUAGCCGGGUUCAGAAGAGAGCCUCGUUGUUACACUCGAGAAAAACACUACAGUUGAGUGAUCAUGGAAAAGGAGAUCGUUUUUCAGAUAUCAACGAUUAUGACAGUAAUCGUCGACACACGGACCACUUUCAAUUCGAAGUGAGGGCAACAGAAUCUAGAAAACACCGACUUUUGCCGCCAACUCCAGUUGACUCAGUGCGGCCAUCAACAUCGGCCACAGGAAGGUUGGAGGUUCAAGUACGAUACGAGAUGGCCUCGGUAAAAGUAACUGUAAGGCAGGCCAGUGGAUUGAAGAGAGAAACUAAUGAAAGUGGCCAACUUGAUCUUCCCAAUCCAUACGUGAAAGUCAGCCUACUCCCUGGAAGAUGGCAGUAUCCCGUUCACAGAACUGAAACUCUCACUGUGAAUGCAGCACCGGUGUGGAAUAAGAUGUUCGUCUAUUAUGAUAUUACUGAGGAAGAGUUGCAUACCAAGUCCCUUGAAUUUACUUUGUGGGACUAUCACCCCAAAGAAAACAAUACUUUUAUGGGAGAAGUGGUGCUUGAUUUGAAUGCGGUAAAUUUGGAUGGCCUUGCUCAGUGGUACAACCUAACACCACACGAUGAAAACAAUGGACAGCUUAUGCAGCCAACUCCCAAAAAGAGUGAUCAGAAAGGGGAAUCUGAACCAGCAGAAGACAUUCAGACGCCUGUUCCUCCAAUGCCAGCUCACGAGAGAGCCAAGUCUCUUCUGAAAACACACCACCGAGGAUCGGGGACUCUUAAGCGUUUUCUGCAGAGGCACCUCACGCGAAGCUCGUUAACAUCUCCUACGUCCUCAUUACGCAGCAGUGUUCAAGGAAGGGACUUGCAUUUGUCUGACAGCGAGCUAUCCGAUCAUACCCAAACUACAAGUCAGGACUAUACUGCGCUGCGAGACAACUCUGAUAUUUCCCAACUUCCAUGCAACUCUGAGAGUAUAAGCAGUACCCCAGUGUGCAAUACAGUGCCAAAUACCCCAGAUUGCAACAACAUAACAGAAAGUCGAAAAAACAGUGAGAAAAGCGAUCUGUCUGAGAGUGAUGUGGAUAACUACUUUAGUGAUUUCAAGGAGCGUCACGCACCCAAGUCACAAGUCACUGUUGACCCUGGACUAGGGCCCGGGCAAGUGCAGCUCCCAGCAGACAGGCUAGGUCAAGGUGCUGUGAAAUUACGGUUUACAGUUACUAAAGGAAACUUGGAGGUGGAUAUAUUCUGUGCGAAAGGGUUACCAGUAAAUAACAACGAAAUUCCUGACACAUACGUGAAGACCUAUUUGCGACAGGGACAGAAACGGUUUCAGAAACGAAAAACGCGGAUUGUAAGGAAGUCCUUAGAUCCAGUUUACAAGGAGAAGAUCAAUUACUUAGCACGGGAUGUCCAUGGGAGACAUUUACAGUUUUAUGCUCCAUGGUGUGGGCACUGUAAAAAACUAGAGCCUAUUUUCACGGAAGUUGGACUGGCGCUCCGCCAUACAGGUAUCAGGGUGGCUAAACUUGAUGGAACGGCUUACUCCUCCGUAAUGCAUGCUUUUGAAGUACGAGGAUUUCCUACUAUAAAAUUUAUUAAAGGAGACAAAAACUACACCUUUACUGGGGACAGGACAAAGGAAGAUAUUGUCCAGUUUGCUAAGAAGGCAGAUGGUCCUGGUGUCCGCUUCCUGAGUAGUCUUGGAAAGUUCAGAGAGGCGAAAAGUGAGCAUAAAGAUGAGGACACGGUGUUUUUUGUCUAUGUGGGGAACCAGGAUCCUCAGGUGUCAGCACUUCUGAGUGCCUACAAACAAAUCGCCCAAGAGAGGAAAGUGCAGACAUAUUUCUAUGCUGGUGAGAUACGCAUACUACCAGAGGAAAUUAAAGCUAGUCUCAAAGCAGAAUCCACUGUGAUUGUAUUCAAAGAUGAUGUUUAUGAAGAAUAUGAAGGGUGA